ACAUGCAAGUAAUGAAGCCGUCCGACGUCUCGGGGAGGCAGCUUAUCACGACGAUGGGCGACGGCGGACGUUUGCCGCCGACAGCGCACUCAUCGAAGAUCGACCAGUCCGCCCUCUACGGAAGAGCGCGCGCAAGUCCGACGGCUGCUUCAUGAACUUCCGAUGAGUCCACCAGCGAUCUUUGCGCUGUUCGAAAGCUGUCCGCACGAGAGCCGGCGCGAACAGCACACGAACAAUGCCACUCUGCGCCGAGUGUCAAACGGCCGGGAGUUGAAGUGGUGAUGUGAGCACUACUCUUUACCACUCAACACGAGUUCUGUUGACUGCUGAGCAGCACGACAAUGUCGUAAUGUGGAGCAGCACGUACGGCGAUGUAAAACCGGCCGAGCCAUGGCCACCACAGAGCCUGCGAGACGACAACAAUUCUGCUUCGCCGUGUAGCUAAUGGACAGCGCCUUCGACUUCGAUUUUCGGAGCGUUGGGUCAUGGAUCUACAAAUCGAGGCGCCAUAAUCACGCCGUAUCAAGUGCUCACUUUACCAGUUGCAGUCUGUCCUUCUGGUGCAAAACAGCAGCCUUGAAUUGCUGUUCAUUACCAUACAUCAGUGAUGGCAGACAAAUCCGUCGACGCACCCGAGGACCUGCUGUUCCACCGCUGUCCCGAGCCCAGUUGUCACCGUCAGUUCAGCCGCAAGUACUCGCUCAACGAGCACAUGAAGACGCACACGGGUGAGCGGCCGCACGUCUGCCCCGUACGCUCCUGCGCCAAGCGGUUCACAACGUCCGGUAACCUGGCUCGCCACAAGCGCCUGCACGGCUACAUCGAACCCAUUCGAUGUCCCGUAGAGGGCUGUAUCUGCGCCUUCCCGAGCGACGCAAAGCUUGAGAAGCACAUGAAAUUCCACUACGGUGGACCCGUGCACCUUUGCGAGGUGCCCGGCUGUGGCAAGACCUUCACCACCACAGGCAACCUCAACCGCCACACGAAGAACCAGCACCCCGAUGUCUUCGCACUGCAUACGCCAACCGCUAAAACAGCAACGCUCGACACUCGGAGCCCCACGACGGCCGAUGGGUGGCGUCCGGAAUCGCAGCUUGCGGCUCCGCAGUGCCGUCUGAAGCGAGCGUGGUCCACCGGAACGAAUCCGCUGCCAGCGGAAUCGUUUAACCGGAAUGGCCCCGAGCACCUCGAGGCGCUGGAUGAAACACUAGACAAUCUCUCUGCUCUUCUAAUCGAAACGGGCCUCGACGGCACCACCAGCGACAGGGAGAGUAAUCUCGUGGACGACAUUAUCCGCUUCCACGUCCAGGAGCUCGGUUACUCAUAGAUUUACAUGUUACUAGAAGCCAAGUAGAAAAUUACCUACGUAAUUCACUAAAAUGAAUGAUUGUCGACAUCAACGUGCACAGCCCG
Molecule: messenger RNA, 1413 nt
Organism: Phytophthora nicotianae INRA-310
Lineage: Eukaryota; Oomycota; Peronosporomycetes; Peronosporales; Peronosporaceae
Exons: 1
Coding region: 608-1327 (239 amino acids)
Biological process (GO): regulation of transcription by RNA polymerase II
Cellular component (GO): nucleus
Molecular function (GO): RNA polymerase II cis-regulatory region sequence-specific DNA binding; DNA-binding transcription factor activity, RNA polymerase II-specific
Source: RefSeq, a predicted model, not a curated record